Messenger RNA from Psylliodes chrysocephalus, 441 nucleotides. NCBI's taxonomy places the organism in Eukaryota, Metazoa, Arthropoda, Insecta, Coleoptera, Chrysomelidae. The record is from the annotation of a GenBank genome assembly.
AUGAAAAAAUGCAAAAUAGUUUUAAAAGACAAAAUUAGAUGCUCAAAACUUGAAUUAUUAGUAAAUGAAUUCAAUUUAAUAUUACCUAAAUUGAUGAAGCAUAUCGAUAAUCGUAAUCAUCAAUAUAAAUCUUUAGAUGACUUGAAACGAAAUUUGAAUGUGGGUGAAGUGGUAACACAUGCGGAUUUCUCUGAAAAUUUUUUAUGCAAGUAUUCUUCAGAAAUUCAGAGCGUGUAUUUUGGAGGAUCCAGAGUCCAACUUUUCCAUCACAAAGCUGUUAUCUAUUAUAAAAAUAUUGGUUCUGUGAAUAGUACUCGUAAUACUCUAAAAGUUAAAUAUUUUUGCAUAAUAUCUGAUACACUAAGUCAUGACGCUGCAGCUAUUAUUAUUCAUUUAAGACCUAUCUUAAGCAUCAUUUGUCAGAAAAUUCCAAAUUUAUAG